Molecule: messenger RNA, 2986 nt
Organism: Calidris pugnax (ruff)
Lineage: Eukaryota; Metazoa; Chordata; Aves; Charadriiformes; Scolopacidae
Gene: STN1
Product: oligonucleotide/oligosaccharide-binding fold containing 1
Exons: 11
Coding region: 200-1291 (363 amino acids)
Biological process (GO): DNA replication; nucleotide-excision repair; telomere capping
Cellular component (GO): chromosome, telomeric region; DNA replication factor A complex; site of double-strand break
Molecular function (GO): single-stranded telomeric DNA binding
Source: RefSeq, a predicted model, not a curated record
ACCACAGACACCCCCCCCUUUCCCCACCAACGGUUCAUCGCCGGCAAAAGGUGGGGGUAGAGAGGCGGGGCUUUCCCCUUCCCACGUGACGCGGCGGCCAAUAAGAGGGCGCCGAGGCUUCCGGCGGUUGGUCUGCAAGAAAACUACCAUCAAGACUGAUAUUCAGAAACAUAGUCAUAUAUAAUUGGAGGGGUUUUGAAUGCAGUCCAAGUCCAAGAAGUAUGAAGAAGAGAUGCCUUCUCUAUACUGGGGACUGGAUCCUGUAUUUUCUGCAUUUGCAAGACUCUAUAUUAAAGAUAUAAAAGAAAUGAGAGAAUCUAAACAAGUGCCAGGUAUAUUCUUUUAUAACGGCCAUCCAGUAAGACAGGUGGAUGUUGUUGGGAUAGUGGUUCAAAUGAAAGAGCGAGAUGCCUUCUAUAAUUAUGGAGUGGAUGAUAGCACUGGAGUUAUAAAUUGUGUCUGCUGGAAAAAUCCAAUGGUAGCAGAAACAUCUUUAUCAGGUCGUCCAAGCACACCCAGCAGCCUCACUGUGCUUGAGCAGAUGAAGAAACUCCAAGAAAUGGUGAGCCAGAAAACCAAGCUGGAGAUCGGGGACGUUGUCAGGGUCAGAGGUCACAUCCGAACCUACAGGCAACAAAGAGAAAUUCAGGCUUCAUGUUUCUAUAAAGUGGAUGAUCCAGUGUGUGAUGUUCAAAUUUCAAGAAUGCUGGAGCUCCCCUGUCUCUAUAGAGAAGUUUAUGAUAAACCUUUCCAAGGCCCCGAGGAGGGACAGAGUGCCCUGGAGGGUGAGAAUUUCUCAAUCAAUGUGCUGCAUGAGAAAGUGAAAAGCUUUCUCUUAGAAAACAAAAUCCAGACCUUUUACCAACAGGAGCUGGAAGCAAUUGAUACUCUGGUGUCAGUGGCUGGUGUGCACCUACCCACCCCCAGCGCUCAGGAGGUUAAGUCAAAAAAUGACUCCAGUUCCAAAAGGAUUCACAGUGUUUUUAAGGAAGCAAUAAGGAUGCUACAAGAAAAAGGGGUGGUUUUCCAGAAGCCUAGUAGCUCCAAGGACUUAUACCAUGUGACCGACCAUGAUAAAGAGCUGCUUAAAGUGACCCUUGAUGCCAUUAAAGAAGAUUGUCGAAAACCCAGGCAUGCUGAAAAAGGUUGCCAUUUCCUUCAUGUCUUGAGCUGUGUUCGGCAAAGCUACAUCCCCUCUCUGGCUGAAGUGGUGAUGCACCGUGUCUUGGAACUGCUGGAGAGUAACAGUGAUGUUGUCAGCACUAUGGAAGGAUAUUAUGUGGCAUUUUAAAAAGAGACAAUUGUUCUGGUCCAUUCAGGAUAAAGGAUGGAAGAAGGAGAGGUUGAGUGACCCUGAAAAGCUGCUAUUACCUGGUAUGAUCUAGAUGGGGGGAAAAAGAGAGCGUUCUGAUUCUCCAAAUGCUGUUUUGUCCAGCUCCAGAGAAGAUGUCCAAACACUUGUUUUAAUAUUCUUGCUGACUUCCUUGCGAUUCCUCAUGAAAGUUGUAUCAAACUGAUUCUGGACAUCCUAAUACAGCGGGGAGCUGGAAAAGAGGCUGGGCUUUUUCCCUGCAGUAAGAUGUGACGUGACCGUCCUCACAUCUACAUCCAGUGAGCCCUAAAGAAAAGUCACUGCUAAAGGAUGUUGCUUACAGCAGUGGUCACAUCAGGACUUGUUUUUCUGGCUUAAAGACUGGUCUUGUGGUCUUUCCAUAUGGUGAUAGCUGUGGAUCUUUCUUUUUAUGUAUACUUUAUAACAGGUAGAGAAAGGACAUGCAAGCAAACAAUCAAAAGAUUUGCCUGUCCUUCCUGGCAGUGUUGGUGUACCCAUGUCUGUACGUAUGUAUUCCUGAAUGUGCACAGCUUCCUUGCUUGUGGUCCUCACCUUUCUCUGAAAAUAAUAUUCAGGAAUGGGGUCCUGCAUCCCUUUCCCAUCCUGCAGCCUUGCCUGCUGCUUGUCAAGCAUCUCUGGCUUCCCCUGGCUGCCGUGUGUGCUGCUGUGUUCUGUUAUGGAUUCUAUUCAGACCAGGAUUCUCAAAAUCAAUCACCGUUUUGCUGUUGAUUUUUAAAUUGCUUUCUACAUCACAAAUGGUAAACCGUAAAUUAGGUGCAUUGGAAAAGAAAAUACAAAAGCCGACGACCCACUCUAAUCUUUUGUACUCCCUGUUGCCUUUUGUGUCUUCUAUUCCUUGUCACCUUUGGGGAAAAAUACUCUCCAUAUCUGUGCUUGCAGAGGAAAACGAGACAUUGAUGAAAUAACACUGGCCUAAAGAAGGUAACCGUGCAAGACGUUUGAUCUGGAAUAAUCAGAACUCUUUAUGUGCCCCAGUUCAAAGCCCGGAGCUGUUCAGUAUUUAUCCUUAGAGAGGUCUUGCUGCUGCAGGGGCUUGUCUGUUUAAUUAAUCUCUUUAAUUAAUGAUGUGAAGGUGAGACAUUUAACUUGAAAAGAGCAGAAAGAACUGAAUGUAUCCUUCCUCUUUCCUCUGCACCUUCUCUGUAGCAGUUGAAACAGCAGACUCCCAGGAGGCAGAGGUAGUGGUAAAGCCCUAUAAGGAUUGACAUAGCGGGGAAAAAUAAACCAUAUGCAUGAGGAAAGCCAGCGAGUGGCCCCGUGUGUGCCAGGUCUCUGGUUUGUUGCUAUAUUCUAUGCCUCAUUCCAAGCCCUGGCUGCAGUGAGAUAUAGGCUAAGAGAAAAGCAUGACAAAAUAUUUGGCGUUUGCAUUCAGGGGUCUGUGGAACACUCUGGCCUUAAAGAGAUGGUGUGUUUGUUCAUAGUGGAAAACUGUGUAUGAAUCAUUCUUUUGCUGUAAAUUCCCUACUUGCUGUAGGGCUCGAUAGCUGGUUUCCCUGCAGGCUGCCCGACUCCUGGCAUUGCUGCUCUGUUUUGAGUUCGAUACCUUCUAGUCAGAUCUUAAUAUGGGCCUGAACAUGUGCUGAAAGGAUGUACCUGUGCAGAAGGAAAUAAAAAAAGAGGAUUAAGAAAGAA